CUGAGUUUUCACCGCGAGACUAAACAUGUCUUAGUUUAAGCUGAUGUUUAGAGGGAAAGGGGCAUAUCAGCUGCCUCAGAGCUAAUCAGCGUGAAAACACCAGAGAGACACGUUUUACGUCCACAGCCUUUACUCGGUGCAGUGUACAUACUGCAUAGGACGUCGGCGCAACCUGUUGCCGUUGGCAACUGGAUCUCUGGCACACACCCCAGCUUCACUCCCGCGCUCACGUGUCAAGGAAAAACAAAUGCGCGGCACUUAGUUACCUGAACAGUUUAACAGACGUUAAUGUAGUUGUAUACAGUGUGGACAGUGUAUACAGUGGACACUGUUGCUUUCACUGCAAAAAGUAUGCUAAUGCCUCAGCUCUGUGACGCGUGCCCGUGACUUGAUUUAAUACAAUGCAGGGUAACGCCAGACAGCUAGACGAAGGACGACUUGGACCAAGCAGUGUUAGAUCCGCUGGUGAAACAAAACAAGUCCGCAAAGUUCAUACCAGAAGGAUUCCUUACAGAGUUGGAUACAGCUGGAACAAAGGUGGAAGACUCAAGGAGCUGAGAAUAAGGCACUUGGCCAGAAAGUUUCUGAAGAUAUGGGUGCAGAACACCUUUGGCCGAGUUCCUCCUCAUAAAGCCAAGUCUUACUAUGACAAUGUGGUGCUGAGACAAGCCUUUGAAGGAUGGAGAGAAGAGUGGUGGACAUCCAGGAGAGAGUGGAGUCUUGCAACACGGGCAGACUGUCACUACAGGUAUUAUCUGUAUAACUUGGUAUUCCAUAGCUGGCGAACAUUUGUUUCCUUGCAGAGGGAAAAGAAGAGCAAAGUCCAAAAUGCUCAAUCACAUGCUGACAGGCAACGGAUGCAUCUGGUUUGGGACAGGUGGAAGGUUUUCACAGAGAUGAGGCGAAUGAAGAAGAGAAUGCUUGAAUCUGCUUUUGAGCAUAACAGACUCACAACUCUUCAUUCUGCAUGGAGAUUGUGGCAGUCGAGGCUGCAGCAGCAUCAAGAUUUUCACAUUUUGGAGGACCAAGCCCUCAAACAGCGGGCGCUGACUUUACAGAAGAUGGCUUGGCUUCAAUGGAAAGAAAUGCACACAGCUUCUUGUUGCCAGAAAGAGAAAGAAUCCAAGGCUUCACUUCACUUCAUCAUCAGACUGAAAAGAAAAACACUGCAUCAGUGGAUGAGUUAUGUGUCCUGCUGUCAAACUAAAAGGAAGGCACAAGCUGCAGCUCAGAGUGCCUGUUAUCUCCGCCUGGUGAGGAUGUGCUGGAAUAAGUGGAGCAAUGCGUUGGAUCGCAGGUGGAGUGAGAAGGACCGCUUGGAAGCUGCAGGGCAGUUAGCCAUACAGAGCACCCGGCGCAGAAUGCUGGAGCGAUGGAAAGCGUAUGUGACGAUGUGCAGAGAUGAAGCUGAAAUAAACCAAAUGGCGAGUCAACACCACCAACAUCAUCUGCUGAGUGUUGGAUUGCAGGGACUGUCUCUCAACAUCAUCCAGAACAAAACACAUCGCUUGAAUAACAACAUGGCCAUCCAGCAUUAUUAUCAAACUAUGAUAAGGACGUUUUGGAAGCUGUGGCAGGACCGUCUGGAGGAGGCUGAAGACAAGAGUUUUCAGCCACUAGCAGAAAUGGCUCAGACUAACUACUGCAAGUCCCUGUUGAGCAGCUGUUUUCACGACUGGAGGGAGAAACUUGCUGAGCAGAGACACAUGCAGGAGCUGGAGCAUCGUGCAGACGUUUGGUUUGCAGACCGGAUGCUGCCUCAGUGUUUCCACUCGUGGGUUGAGUUCACUCUGCAGAGGAGACUCCAUAAACAGAGGAGACACAAGGCAGAGGUCUAUAAUCAGCAACGUCAGUACACUUGGGUGUUUUACACCUGGUGGAGAAGGUCGGAGAAGCACAAGGAGCAAAUGCUUUCUGAGCACAUGGCAAUUCUUCAUGAGGAGCGAUGCCAAAUGCAGAGAGCCUGGGCUCACUGGAGGCAAAGGACAGAGGAGCAGGUCAGUGAGGAGGAGAAACAGAAAGCUUCAGACCAUCUGUACCUGCACCGACUUCUGCACAAGACGAUGGCACAGUGGAAGGACAACAGCACUGAGAUUCGAGACAGGAGAAACCGAGAGCAGCAGGCCUGUUAUCAGGGUGACCUGUGCCGCAUGAAAUGGGCUCUGGAAAAAUGGAAAAAGUUUGUUCAGAUCCAGAGAAAGAAAAAAAGCAGGCUGGAGGAGGUGCAUCGUUAUCAUGAAGCAAAACUUCUCAAACACACCUUUGUGGCCUGGAAGACAGACCACCUACAAAUGUCUCGUGUCUACGGUCAUGCAGAGGAACUUUACAGGCAAAAAAUGCAGCACUUACUCAGGAAGGCUCUGUCAGUGUGGAGGGAGAAUGCAAUGCUGCAGGCCGAGGGACGGCUCAUGGAGCAACAAGCACAAAAUCACUUUCAGCGCUUUCUUCAGCUUAAGGUGUUCCUUUCAUGGAGAGAAGCAACAACACGUGCAGUGUCAAAGCGCCACCAGCAGGGGGAAGCAGUCAGAAGAGCUGAGAGGUCCAUAAACCAAGUGUGUCUGCUGCGGUCUUUUAGACAGUGGAGGAAACAAACCAGAGAGGCUCGGAGGGAGAGGGUGCGUACGGAAAAAGCCAGACAGCACCAUAACUCCAAACUCCUCUCUAAAGCACUGAAAGCAUGGAAUAAGCAUCACAACCAAUGCCGGAAAUACAAGGUGAUGAAACGACAAGGAAUUUUGUUGCUGAGAUUAAAGAUGUACCAGACCUACUUUGAACAGUGGAAAAUAAAGCUGCAGCACAGACGGAGAGAGGUUAAGCAGACGGAGCUAGCGCUCUGGCACUGGUCUCUCACUCUUCAGGCCAAGGUGUUGUAUGCAUGGAGGCUGUGGGUCACCGAGCAGCGCAAGAAGCAAGAGCAGGCGACCAGAGCUGCACAGCUCUACAGAGACCAGCUGCUGAGGGAAGGCGUGACGUGCAUCCUCACAUAUGCUGCUCACAUGAAUGAUCUCACAGCGAAUUUCACGCAACACAGCCAAGAGCAAAGAUCACGUCAUCUCCAGAGAGUGGUUAAACGUUGUGCUAUGCGGUGGAAGCAGCGGGCAUUGUGUAAAACACAAAAAGAACAAGCAGUCAACGGUCAACCACCGAAAAAGAGCGUGACCUUCUGUUUGGCUACGCCUGGACUGAAGAGCACUUCCUCGUUUGACUCAGCGGAGCAGGAAACAGAAGAUGGAGAGCUUAGCAAGCUGCUUCGCACUCGUAUGCCUCGACGGCAGCCGCGUCGCCGCGAAGAACUGUUUCAGUUUCCGCUGACAGUCAUGCCACAUAAAAGCACCCAAAACCUGUCUGGCAUCACCGGCACUGAAGCAGCUCCAAAACCCUUCAGUUCUCCUUCACAGAAAAAACAUUCUGCGGUGCUGUCCUGCCUCCGUCCUGCUAAUGUCCUUGUUACCUCCAAACAUCAGAGCACCAUCACAUUUACUGAACCUCAGUCAUCUUUUGUGGACUCCUCUCAAGGAGAUGAAAACCAAGACCUCCUUCUUUUACCUCCUUCUGCUUUCAUGACCACUGAGUCUCAGAAUGUGUUGGGAAAAACCAGCAGCCCAGGUUCUGAAGAUGCCACACUUGCACCUUUUCAUCAUUAUGUUGCUCCCUUCAAACAUAAUCCCAGGUAUCCAGAGAUACACCUGAGAGCAUCCAGUGAAGAAAAUGAGGGUCUUCAUGUGGAGGAUGUAGCAACUGAUCCAGGAUCAGCUCUGACAAGAGAACUGCUCAGCAUUCAGCUGGAAAUGAAGAGUUUCCAGCAGGACAGGAAACAGCUCCGGGCAUGGCAGAAACUGAAAGAGGUUUUGCAAAGUUGGCUGCAGAGCAGUGGCGAGGAUGAGCAAAUGGAAAAAAAAUCAGUUUGUCAGGAGUUGAAGGAGUUGGAGGGGCGCAUCGACAGGCUGUCCGCUGAACUGGCGAAACGGAAGCCAACGAUGCAGCUGCACGCAGAGAGGAUUCAGCAUUUACACGCUGUCCUCCACACUUCAGGAGUUUCUGCUCUCCGUCGAAAAAUGAAAGAGAUGGAAACUGACUGCUCUGUAUUUACAACGUGAAAGGAAAAAGUACCAUUCCAAAGUGAUUAGACUAAAUAAGUGACUUGAGAAUUGAAUGAGAAGACUUGCCACAUAUUUUGUUAUAAGCUGCAUACCUCCACUGUGUUCAGCUUGUGAGGAAAGAAUUGAUAUCUUAAUGUCCAGGUAAUGUUUAUUUAUUAUUGUUAAAUAUCAUGUAAAAGUUUUUAAAAUUUUCUCAGCAUAUCCAGAAACAUGAAAGCCAAGUACCUUAAAGCAGCCUUCACCUCUACAUCUACACUUUAAAUCGUUGAAAACUUUGGAUAGGGGUCGUCCUUGUGACAGAUGGUGCUAAAUAUUUUCCAUAUGUGUGCAAAAAGUGACUUUAGGGUUUUCAAAAGAGCAGCUCUUGCGUAAUAGGUUUUCUGUUUCUCUCUUCGGACCAGUGCCUGUGAUACUUUCGAAAAUCUAUGCAGGAAAAUCAAGGAUUUGAGACUAACAGAAAGGACCGUUGUCUGCUGUGCUCUGCUGACCGCAUAAGACAGAUUUGUGUGUAUCUUUGAUCUACUACAGAGCAGAAUGCGAGGAAUUUAUGCUAUUUUACUCUUUUUCAUCUUGGUCUGCUGCGUUGGGGGUAAGUUUUGUUACUGAGCUAGUUCGUUUAUCUACAAUGAGAAGUUAUUUUAUGCUCAUAAUUCAGCCUCACUAAGUUCUUGAAUGUUCUUUUUUUAUUAUGAUUAUAAUUUUUUUUUUUUAGUUUUGGCUUUUGAUUGUUUCUGGCAAAGUUGUUACCCUCUGUGGAGCUUUUCAGGACAUUAUUAAAAGUGAUUUUAACAAUAUAAAUGCUGUAGAAUUGUUUCACAGUUUGCUGAAAUGCAAAGUUGGAUUCCGUUAUGUUUUUUGAUAAAUUAAUGCACAAAGAAAUUUAUUAAAUAUCUGCGUU
Messenger RNA from Toxotes jaculatrix (banded archerfish), 4998 nucleotides. It is a transcript of the gene sfi1, whose product is annotated as SFI1 centrin binding protein. The transcript is spliced from 31 exons. The coding region runs from base 402 to 4097 and encodes 1231 amino acids. Lineage: Eukaryota; Metazoa; Chordata; Actinopteri; Toxotidae. The record is from RefSeq and is a predicted model, not a curated record. Gene Ontology annotation, molecular function: phosphatase binding.